Molecule: messenger RNA, 1805 nt
Organism: Labrus mixtus (cuckoo wrasse)
Lineage: Eukaryota; Metazoa; Chordata; Actinopteri; Labriformes; Labridae
Gene: uqcc1
Product: ubiquinol-cytochrome-c reductase complex assembly factor 1
Exons: 9
Coding region: 87-938 (283 amino acids)
Biological process (GO): mitochondrial respiratory chain complex III assembly
Cellular component (GO): mitochondrion
Source: RefSeq, a predicted model, not a curated record
AAAGCUUUCAGGUUUUUAAGUGAAGGGAGCCGCGGUUCAGUGGCAGCCCGCUUCUCAGCUGUGAUAUCCGGACUGUGUGUGGAGUCAUGUAUCUGCGGCCGCUGCAGUCAGCCGGCAGAAACUUAGUGACCGUGUGGAGAGCCGCCAGCGGAAAGGUGUUAGAUCAAGAAGCCUGUCUUGCUAGAGCUUUAGUAGCUUGUCAACUGGCCAGAGUCCCCUCUCCCUGUUUGACACCAUGUCGCUCACUGCACAUGAACGCACAGCUCUACAGCGUGAAGGAGACGCCCCAGCACACGGAGGAAGAGGUCGGGGCCUUCACGAAGCUCAUUGAGGCCAUGGGCUUCACCGGACCUCUCAAAUACAACAAAUGGAAAAUCAAGAUCGCUGCCUUGCGGAUGUACACGUGCUGCGUAGAGAGAAUCAAUUAUGACGACUUCUUUGAAAAAUGCUCCCUCCCCGACACACUCAACUCCUGGUUCUUGGUAGCCCAAUUACACGUUUGGAUGUGUUUGGUUCGGAUGCGUCAGGAGGGCAGAGCGGGGAAGUACAUGUGUCGCUACAUUGUGCACUCCAUGUGGGAGGACGUGGAGCAGAGGAGCAAAAUCUUGGGGAUCGACGCCAUGCACAGAAAGGAAGCGACUAAAGUGAUGACGGAGACGUUCUACGCAGCGAUAUUUGGAUACGAUGAGGGAAUCCUGUCUGAUGACUGUGUGCUGGCAGCAGCUCUGUGGAGAAACCUGUUCAACAGAGAUUGUGAAGACCCCAAACAGCUGGAGCUCAUGGUGGAAUACGUACGCAAACAGAUGCAGUACAUCGACGCUCUGGACGGCGAGGACCUGCUGCUGACUGGAGAGGUGAAGUGGCGCCCUCUGGUGGAGGAGAACGCUCAGAGCAUCCUGAAGGUGGUCACACCAACGUACAACGACACGGGACUGUGAGACGACGAGACGGACUCCUGUUUCCUCUCAUCCAAAGUCCUCUUCCUCUGACCCCGCCCCCCCUUUCCCCCUUACCCUCUUCUUCUCCCAGUUGUUUUCCUUUCUUCCUCCUCGUGUAAUCAUGCAACCCAUUCCCCUCCUGUGUCUCUGUACUCGUCUCUCAUCAUGUAAGGAGGGAUUUUAAAUCUGACAUGAAGUCUGUUGCUGUCAGCCAUUUUUUUUUUUUGUCUUUUUCUUCCUUGUUUUACCCAAAACCCAUUUUUGUCCUAGUCCUCCUUCCUCCAGGAGUUUGAAUCAGGAGGUCCAGUGAAGUCAGGAUAGACAGUCAGGAAGGGUUUUUUCCCCCACACAACUUUUCUCGUAAUUUCAUCAUAAAUCAAUAAAACAAGCCAGCCAAAAGGCGGAAUAUGCCACGCAUCAUCAUCAUCAUCAUCCUCCUCCAUCGUCGUCCUGUCGGUUUUGAGAGCCUCGUCAAGCUGUUGAGGGAGAAACACACCAAGAGAGAACAAGACACUAUUUAUAUUUUCUCGUUGUUCCAUGAACGCCACUCUGUAUUUGUAAAGUAUUUUGUAUACCUCCAUGUUUACUUUUGUUCUUCUUCUGUCCUUCACUGUUUCACAUAAAGUUUCACUCUUAAUAAUGAAGUCCGGUGACGUCAGGCUUUAGAAGGGAAUGAUCAUCUUUCUGCUGUUUGUCUCUCUCUCUCUCGCUCUCUCUCUCGCUCUCUCUUCCCAUAACGCUCUCAGACCCGAACAGGAAGCCGAGCUCUUAAAGGCGUAUGUGUCGUCAGUGCUUUAAAAAAAAUGAAAAGAUUUGUUUUGUUUUUAAAAAGACAAUUAAUAAAAUGUUCUCUGGAUGUAAAAAUAA